Molecule: messenger RNA, 2529 nt
Organism: Meyerozyma guilliermondii ATCC 6260
Lineage: Eukaryota; Fungi; Ascomycota; Pichiomycetes; Serinales; Debaryomycetaceae
Gene: EFT2
Product: elongation factor 2
Exons: 1
Coding region: 1-2529 (842 amino acids)
Biological process (GO): translational elongation
Cellular component (GO): cytosol; ribonucleoprotein complex
Molecular function (GO): translation elongation factor activity; ribosome binding; GTP binding
Source: RefSeq, a predicted model, not a curated record
AUGGUCGCCUUCACAAUUGAACAGAUCCGUGAUUUGAUGGACAAAGUCGCCAAUGUGCGUAACAUGUCCGUCAUUGCUCACGUCGAUCACGGUAAAUCCACUUUGACCGAUUCGUUGGUCCAAAGAGCCGGUAUUAUUUCCGCCGGUAAAGCUGGUGAAGCCAGAUUUAUGGACACCAGAAAAGAUGAACAAGAGAGAGGUAUUACUAUCAAGUCCACUGCCAUUUCUUUGUACGCCUCCAUGGAUGAUGAUGACGUUAAGGAAAUCAAGCAAAAGACCGAUGGUAACUCUUUCUUGAUUAACUUGAUUGACUCCCCCGGUCACGUUGACUUUUCUUCUGAAGUCACCGCUGCUUUGCGUGUGACCGAUGGUGCUUUGGUUGUCGUUGACACUGUUGAAGGUGUGUGUGUGCAAACCGAGACUGUGUUGCGUCAAGCUUUGGGUGAGAGAAUUAAGCCAGUUUUGGUUGUGAACAAGGUUGAUCGUGCUUUGUUGGAAUUGCAAGUUUCCAAGGAAGACUUGUACCAAACCUUUGCUAGAACCGUCGAAUCCGUUAACGUUAUCAUCUCUACCUACGUUGACCCUGCUCUUGGUGACGCCCAAGUUUACCCAGACAAGGGUACCGUUGCUUUCGGUUCCGGUUUGCACGGAUGGGCUUUCACCGUCAGACAAUUUGCUCUUAGAUACUCCAAGAAGUUUGGUGUUGACAGAGCUAAGAUGAUGGAAAGAUUGUGGGGUGACUCUUUCUUCAACCCAAAGACCAAGAAGUGGACUAACAAGGAUAAGGAUGCCGAUGGAAAGCCAUUGGAGAGAGCUUUCAACAUGUUCGUGUUGGACCCUAUCUUCAGAUUGUUCGCUGCCAUCAUGAACUUCAAGAAGGAUGAAAUCCCAACCUUGUUGGAAAAGUUGGAAAUUAACUUGAAGAACGAGGAGAAGGAAUUGGAAGGUAAGGCUUUGUUGAAGGUUGUCAUGAGAAAGUUCUUGCCAGCUGCCGAUGCCUUGUUGGAAAUGAUUGUUCUUCACUUGCCAUCCCCUGUCACUGCUCAAGCUUACAGAGCUGAGACUUUGUACGAAGGUCCAUCUGACGAUGAGUUCUGUACUGCCAUCAGAAACUGUGACCCCAAGGCCGACUUGAUGUUGUACGUCUCCAAGAUGGUGCCAACCUCCGAUAAGGGUAGAUUCUACGCCUUUGGUCGUGUUUUCGCUGGUACCGUUAAGGCUGGUCAAAAGAUUAGAAUUCAAGGUCCUAACUACACCCCAGGUAAGAAGGAAGAUUUGUUCUUGAAGUCUAUUCAAAGAACCGUUUUGAUGAUGGGAAGAAACACCGAAGCUAUCGAUGACUGUCCUGCUGGUAACAUUGUUGGUUUGGUUGGUGUUGACCAAUUCUUGUUGAAGUCUGGUACCAUCACCACUAACGAGGCUGCUCACAACAUGAAGGUUAUGAAGUUCUCUGUCUCCCCAGUUGUGGAGGUUGCCGUCGAGGUUAAGAACGCCAAUGACUUGCCCAAGUUGGUUGAAGGUUUGAAGAGAUUGUCCAAGUCCGACCCAUGUGUUAAGACUUACAUGUCCGAAUCCGGUGAGCAUAUUGUUGCCGGUACUGGUGAAUUGCACUUGGAAAUUUGUUUGUCUGAUUUGCAAAAUGACCACGCCGGUAUUCCAUUGAGAAUUUCCGACCCCGUGGUUGCUUACAGAGAGACCAUUCAAGCCGAAUCUUCUAUGGUUGCUUUGUCCAAGUCCCCUAACAAGCAUAACAGAAUCUACGUCAAGGCUCAACCUAUCGACGAGGAAGUUUCCUUGGACAUUGAGAAUGGUAUCAUCAACCCAAGAGACGAUUUCAAGGCUAGAGCCAGAAUCUUGGCUGAUAAGCACGGAUGGGAUGUUGCUGAGGCCAGAAAGAUCUGGUGUUUCGGUCCCGAUGGUAACGGUCCUAACUUGGUUGUUGACCAAACCAAGGCCGUCCAAUACUUGAAUGAAAUCAAGGAUUCCGUUGUUGCUGCUUUCCAAUGGGCUACCAAGGAAGGUCCUAUCUUUGGUGAGAACGUCAGAUCUGUUAGAGUUAACAUUUUGGAUGUUACCUUGCACGCUGAUGCUAUUCACAGAGGUGGUGGUCAAAUCAUUCCAACCAUGAGAAGAGUUACUUACGCUUCCAUGUUGUUGGCUGAGCCAGCUAUCCAAGAACCAGUUUUCUUGGUUGAGAUCCAAUGUCCUGAAAAUGCCAUUGGUGGUAUCUACUCUGUGUUGAACAAGAAGAGAGGUCAAGUUGUGUCUGAAGAACAAAGACCAGGUACCCCAUUGUUCACUGUUAAAGCAUACUUGCCUGUUAACGAGUCUUUCGGUUUCUCUGGUGACUUGAGACAAGCUACUGGUGGUCAAGCUUUCCCUCAAUUGGUGUUCGAUCACUGGGCCGUCUUGAGUGGUGAUGUCACUGACCCAACCUCGAAGCCAGGUAUUAUUGCCAAGGCCAAGAGAGAACGUCAAGGUUUGAAGCCUGAAGUUCCUGGUUACGAGGAGUACUACGACAAGUUGUAA